Molecule: messenger RNA, 772 nt
Organism: Elaeis guineensis (African oil palm)
Lineage: Eukaryota; Viridiplantae; Streptophyta; Magnoliopsida; Arecales; Arecaceae
Product: large ribosomal subunit protein eL31
Biological process (GO): cytoplasmic translation
Cellular component (GO): ribosome; cytosolic large ribosomal subunit
Molecular function (GO): structural constituent of ribosome
Source: RefSeq, a predicted model, not a curated record
CCAAUUCAAUUGGGUUACAUAUUUCGUAUUUUAAGAUUAAGGAUGGGUGUUCGUGAAAAUUUGAUCCUUUUUACAUCUAUUCUUCGGUGGGCCGCCCUAGGGUUCGACGUUUCGCCGCGAGAAGGGAAUUAGGGUCUUGGGGGGAGAGGGAGAGAGAGGGCGGCGACGAUGGUGGAGAAGGCAAGCAAAGGGCGGAAGGAGGAGGUGGUGACGAGGGAGUACACCAUCAAUCUCCACAGACGCCUCCAUGGAUGCACUUUCAAGAAGAUGGCCCCUAAAGCUAUCAAGGAGAUUAGGAAGUUUGCACACAAGGCAAUGGGUACAACAGAUGUGAGGGUGGAUGUGAAGCUUAACAAGCACAUCUGGAGCAGGGGGAUUCGAAGCGUGCCGAGACGUGUGCGUGUGAGAAUUGCUCGCAAAAGGAAUGAAGAGGAGGAUGCUAAAGAAGAGCUCUACUCACUGGUAACUGUUGCAGAGGUUCCUGCAGAGGGGAUCAAGGGAGUGGGAACCAAGGUCAUAGAGGAAGCAGACUAGACUGUUUUCUUUUGUUACUUUGAGGCCAUGGUGGUGAGGAGACAUUAGUUUAAGGUUUUGUGGGGAACUUUGCUUGCAGUUCAGAUAUUUUGAAUCUUCUAACCCUUUUUUGUCAUAUGUGCUCAGUAUUAUGUCUUGUUAUGCUAUAUUUUGAAGUUUAGAACCAUGAUAUGUUCUUAAUAUUUUCUUGUAUCUGUCAAUGAUUCAGUAGAACUUGAACAUCGACUUGUGGAGUCUA